Molecule: messenger RNA, 960 nt
Organism: Selaginella moellendorffii
Lineage: Eukaryota; Viridiplantae; Streptophyta; Lycopodiopsida; Selaginellales; Selaginellaceae
Product: probable acylpyruvase FAHD1, mitochondrial
Exons: 8
Coding region: 49-774 (241 amino acids)
Cellular component (GO): mitochondrion
Molecular function (GO): acetylpyruvate hydrolase activity
Source: RefSeq, a predicted model, not a curated record
AAAUUUUGUAAAGAGACCGUGGAGCCCUAAUUUUCCUCUCUCACAACAAUGUCGGCGGAGCUCCUUGGCAGGAAGCUUAUCGAUUGUGGCACCAAGAUCGUCGCGGUGGGGAGGAAUUACGCAGCGCACGCAAAGGAGCUGGGGAGCGCCAUUCCAAAGGAGCCAGUGCUCUUCCUCAAGCCAACGUCUUCGUACGUCCGCGAGCCCGAUCCGAUCGAAAUUCCAAAGCCUAUCACGGAGGUGGAUUAUGAGGCAGAGAUUGGUGUCGUGAUUGGAAGGCGAGCGAAGGAUGUGUUUGAGGAGGAGGCCUGGAAUUACGUGAGAGGCUAUGUUUUGGCAUUGGAUAUGACUGCGAGAAGCCUUCAAAACGUUGCAAAGGAAAAAAGUUUGCCAUGGACAGUUUCAAAAGGCUACGACACUUUCACGCCGAUAAGUAAAUUCUUCCAACUGAAGAAAACGCCCAUUCCACCGCUCUCAUUUUGGCUCAAGGUGGAUGACCAGACGAAGCAAAAGGGGUGCACAAGUGAUAUGAUCUUCAGCAUCCCUUUUCUCAUCCAUUACAUAAGCGGCAUCAUGACUCUCAACGAAGGCGAUAUGAUCCUUACUGGAACUCCCCAUGGCGUUGGACCCGUUAAAGCUGGCCAAACAAUCACCGCUGGCAUUGCGUCUCCAGCGGUUCAAAUGACGUUCCCAGUGAUAACUAGGCCGGACCCGGAACGCACAAAGUCUCCAUUCCUCUCGGAAUCUCUGGAUGGAACCGAUGUUCCGCAAUGAUCCAAGGCUCCAAUCUACCGGAACUUUACAGGUUCGAGAGCAAUAGAUAAGGUGUGGCAUCCCAGGCUCUCGUCCGGAACGCGUUUUUGGCUGCUCGGACCCCGAGCACGGACUCGUCGUGGAUCUUGCAAGAACUAAGCAGUGCCGCCCAUGAAACAGAAUCAGGCCUGAAAGGCAUACUUUGCA